AUGAAGCCUACGACGCCCGUCGCGGAAUGGGCCUCUCUCGCAUUACUCUUCGCUCCCCCCACGGCCCUGGCGGCACUGCGGCCUCCCUUCAUCGACCCCGGGGCUCUCCCCACUACGUCCAUCUUCAAGGGACCUUGGGAGAGUUACAUCAAGGCGCCCGCUGACAAGACCCGCAUCGUGCCGGCCCGCAUAUGGGACGCCAAGGGCAAUGUCACGACAUCCGGGCUGGGGGAGGUCGAGGUCGGCGCGAAGGCCGCAGACGCAUUCGGCCACGGCGUCACCGUUGGGCCGGGCGGGGUGCUGACGCUCGAGUUCGAGGAAAACAUUGCUGGACGCGUGUGCUUCGAUGUGUCCUCCGCCGGCAACGAACCCGAGAUAUACCUGGCCUACUCCGAAUCCUUGCUCUAUGCCGGACCGCAACCGGACACCACAACGGAGAAGCUGGAGCGCGACUUGCCGUUGCACUUUGAAUUUGACGACACGACCGGCACGGUGUGCGUGGGCAAGGAGUUUCUGCGGGGAGCCUUCAAGUAUCUGACCCUCUCGAUGCCGGAAUACCCCGUCAUCGCAGAUGACCGCGUCGUCGAGCAACCCAGCCCGGAUGGCCAGGUCGUCUUCGCGGGAGAUCGCAGCGACAGCGAAGAAGGCCAUCGCGGUCCGUCCGGCAGGGACCCUUACAAAAAGCCGUGGGUAACGCUCCGAAACCUCUGGGUCAACUGCACCGCCUUCCCCUCGCAGCCCAACGGCCGCGCCUACUCGGGCUACUUCCACAGCUCGAACCCCAUGCUCAACCGCAUCUGGUACGCUGGCGCCUACACCCUCCAGCUCUCCACCAUCGACCCGCGCGAGGGCUCCGCCCUGAUCGACUACAACCGUGACUGGGACCACAACGAGUCACCCAAGGGGUCGUGGUACUCCAACUUCACCAUCGCCAACGGCACCGCCGUCACCACUGACGGCGCCAAGCGCGAUCGCGUCGUCUGGCCGGGCGACAUGUCCAUCGCCAUCCCCGGCAUCGCCGUCAGCACCUACGACAUGCUCGCCGUCCGCAACGCCCUGGACGUCCUCUUCGACCACCAGUACCCCGACGGCUCGUUGCCCUACGCCGGCCCGCCCCUGGGCUUCCGCCGUGAGUUCAGCGACACGUACCACCUCCACACCCUGCUGGGCGCCUACAACUACGUCAAGUACUCGGGUGACGUCGACUGGCUCGCUCGGCGCUGGCCAGCGUACCUCAAGGCCCUCGAUGUAAGUAUCGGCAAGGUCGACCGCACCGGCCUUCUCCACGUCACCAGCGGUGCCGACUGGCUGCGCCCUGGAAUGACGGGCCACAACCUCGAGGCCAGCGCCCUCCUCAGCGCCGCCCUGGACAAGAGCAUCAGGCUCGCCGAGUGGCUCCGCGACGACCGCCCCGCGGCCCGCCCGCACGGCGUCUGGUCCGUCGCACGCGCCAGGCUCAACGCGGGGAUCCAGCAGCUCUUCUGCAAAGACACGGGGCUCUACUCGGACAACAUCGGCCGGCGCGGCUGCCGCGGCCCGGAGCAUACCGACCCACAGGACGGCAACAGCUGGGCCCUCAUCUCGGGCGCCGCGCCGCAGUACCGCCGUGCUGUCGUCUCGGAGAACCUGCGGUCGCGGUGGACUAGGCACGGUGCGCCGGCCGUCGAGUUCCCCAACGUCAUCUCCCCCUUUGUCUCGUCAUUCGAGCUGCUCGGCCACGCCGCCGCCGACAACCACGACGCGGCCGUGGAGCUGAUGCUCCUCGAGUGGUCCUACCUCCUCGACGGCCCCGGCUUCACAAACAGCACCCUCGCCGAGGGCUUCAUGGUCGACGGCGGCGUGCAGUACCCGGCCUACCGGUCAGCGGCCCGCAACUCCCACUGCCACGGGUGGUCCUCGGGCCCGACGAGCGUGCUGACGUCCGAGGUCCUGGGCAUCCGGCUCCUCGCCCCGGCGGGCGCCGAGUGGACCGUCCGCCCGCACCUCUCCAAGUGGCUCGGCUUCGCCCGGGGCGGCUUCGCGACGACCAAGGGCCCGUUCGAGGUGAAGCUCACCCGUGUCGUGGCUUCGACCUCGUCCGCGGCGCCGGCUAACCAAAAGAGGCGGCGGAGGGGCCAGGUCAUCGAGGUCACGACCCCAGCGCUCACCCACGGGUCGUUCGAGUGGGGCCCGUCGUCUCACAAGGUCGAAGUCGAGGGGGGCCAGCCGGCGGCCUGGGUCGUCUGGGACGACGACGCCUCGGUGGAGCAGCUCGACGUCUCUCUGGGGCGUGUCGAGGCGCCCAGCGAGGAGGAGUGGUAUCGUCAGAGCUUCAUCUACCGCGACGACACGCGGCUUGUCUACGACGACACCUGGGCGCCGCCGCCGAUGGCCGAGCGGCCGGCCGGCGAGGUCGAUUGGGACGCUCUGGAAGCAAACUACGCCGGGCCCCUAGCAGAGAUGGUUUAG
This is a messenger RNA of Colletotrichum graminicola M1.001, 2448 nucleotides long. RefSeq lists its product as uncharacterized. The transcript is spliced from 2 exons. The record is from RefSeq and is a predicted model, not a curated record. The coding region runs from base 1 to 2448 and encodes 815 amino acids. Gene Ontology annotation, biological process: carbohydrate metabolic process. NCBI's taxonomy places the organism in Eukaryota, Fungi, Ascomycota, Sordariomycetes, Glomerellales, Glomerellaceae.